ACGCAGAAUGUAUGGGUGCGCACGGAAGUGAAUGUGAGGUCAGAUUGUGCCUCUGGAAUAUCGGAUCGGUGAUGGACACGGCAGGAUUACUGAAGGGGGGCACAGCCAUGGGAUCGCGAGCUCGGCGGAAACUUCUUACUGCGGAAGAAGCGGAACUAUUUGAACUUGCGCAGGCUGCGGGGAGCGGCAUUGACCCUGAAGUGUUUAAGAUUCUGAUGGACCUUCUACGCAUGAAUGUGGCACCUUUGGCUGUCUUUCAGAUGUUGCGUUCCAUGUGUGCUGGGCAGAGAUUAAUUAGUACUGAGGCUCCCCCUGAUAUAGCACGAGGGAGAGCCAAAACCAUUUCUACAGCAACUGGGAAUCAACCUGGGUCAGAUCAUAGCAACCGAGAAGGAUCUAGUCAACGAGUACCACGGCAGUCAAGUGCCAGCAGGCUGCCGAAGACUGGAUGUCCUGUGAAAAAUACAUAGAUACCUAGAAAAUGGCUAAUAAAUUAUUCUGAUUUUCCAAAAUGUCAAACACUGUUCAUUCCAGGAAAGCCAAUGACUAGAAUACUAUGAAAAGUUCUAACAAUUAAAAAAUAUAAUGAGCCUGUCCGAUUUAAUUUCUUGUUCAGUUUAAAUAUCAGGCAGUACAGAAUAUACUGUUUCUGUAUUUCUUGUAUUACUGUUUAUGAUUAUAUGUAGCUUUGCUACUUGUUAAUUUCUGUUGGAGAAAAUUUCUUUUUUGAAAUUAAGAUAAAUAAAUAUCUUGUCUCCUAUGGAA
Notechis scutatus (mainland tiger snake) is the source of this 765-nucleotide messenger RNA. Its product is annotated as mitotic-spindle organizing protein 2A-like. Lineage: Eukaryota; Metazoa; Chordata; Lepidosauria; Squamata; Elapidae. Gene Ontology annotation, cellular component: centrosome; spindle. The record is from RefSeq and is a predicted model, not a curated record.